GUCGCCGUGUUCUUUUUCGAAGUGCAAAAGCAUUCAGUGCAACAAGUUCACUGCACGAUUGCACUGGGUCUUGAGCUAGUGCGGCCAGUUCAGUGCAGUAAAGCCUAACCUGUAACGUAACCUAAGGAAAAAUUGCGAACAUAUAGAAAAUGCAGGUUAAGGUUGAUGGAAAAAUUAUAUCCAUACAAUUACAUGACGGAAAUAAAGAAAAUGACGCUGUAGCCCUAAAGGAACAAAAUACAGUACAAGCAUUAACUUGGACCGAUGAGAGCACCAAAUUAUUCUUAACUUUGUAUAAAGACAAAUAUAUAUAUAUCUAUAGAUAUAUUUAUUUAUAUGGAAAAAAUAUGGAGAACGAAGAAACGGCAUACAUAAAAAGGGAUGAACAAGGAAAUAUUAUAAUAAAUGAAAAUAGGAAUGUUACAUGUAUAUCUAUAGGUGGUACACAAUUUGAAAUAAAUUAUGACGAAAUUAAUUUCAAUUGUAAUCAAGUACAGGUUAAUGUUGAUGGAUGAUCUGUUUAAAAAUAGAAAAAUAGCUACCAAAAAGAUAUUAUGGAACAGAAUAGCAUCACAAAUGAAUGAUGAAGGAUAUAAUGUAAGUGCAAUACAAGUAGAAAAUAAAUAUAAGUCUCUUGAACGAGCAUACAAGAACAUGAUUUCGAAUAACAAAAAAACAGGAAGAGGAUGUAUUUCGUGUCCGUAUGAAGCGGAAUUGACAGAUUUGUUAGGAUCAAAACAUAAUAUUGAACCAUUGGUCCUAUCUGGUAGACAAGGAUUAAUUUUAAAAAAGAACACGACAACAAACAUAUCUUUAUCUGUGGAUGAUAAUUCUGAUAAUUCCAAUGAUCCAGUGCAAUUAACAGUAACGCCAAAUACGAUACAGUCCUACACAGAAGUAACUACACGGAAUAAUGCAAUCGCUACUACAAACAAUAAUUCAAACCAAAUAUCGGUAAAGAAAUCUGGAAGAAAGGAAAUGGGCCCUACAGCAAGAUUUUUGGACAGUUGUCAGAAAAGUAUGGAAAUACUUACUUCUAAUAUUCAGAAAGAAAAAGCUUCUAAAGAUGAAUUGUACCAGCAAAUGUUAGCUGAGUACAGUAAAAUGAGAAACGCAUAUGAAGAAUGUGUCACACAAUUAAUAACAGCAAAUAAAUUAAGAGAAGAAAAGAAUCGACUGUUAAAAGAAAUCUUCUUAGAUUUUUCCAAAGAAAAAGAAUAAUUAUAAGUUUUGUAACGAGGAGUUUUACCCCCGUUACCAUCGUGUGACGGCGACCACC
Molecule: messenger RNA, 1279 nt
Organism: Harpegnathos saltator (Jerdon's jumping ant)
Lineage: Eukaryota; Metazoa; Arthropoda; Insecta; Hymenoptera; Formicidae
Product: trihelix transcription factor GT-2-like
Exons: 6
Coding region: 463-1221 (252 amino acids)
Source: RefSeq, a predicted model, not a curated record